Molecule: messenger RNA, 757 nt
Organism: Salvelinus namaycush (lake trout)
Lineage: Eukaryota; Metazoa; Chordata; Actinopteri; Salmoniformes; Salmonidae
Product: fibulin-7-like
Exons: 4
Coding region: 1-642 (213 amino acids)
Molecular function (GO): calcium ion binding
Source: RefSeq, a predicted model, not a curated record
AUGUACAUUGAUGAGUGUGAGUUGUUCCACAUGGGUCAGGCUGGCCGGCUGUGUUUACAUGCCUGUGUUAACACCCCUGGAGGCUACCGCUGUACCUGUCCCGCUGGAUACAAUGUCACCCGCGACGGACGCAACUGCAAAGACAUAGAUGAGUGUUCCACCAGACUGAAUAACUGCACCCGGGAGCAGAUGUGUAUAAACACCUACGGAGGGUUCCAGUGUGUACGUGUGGACUGCCCCCGCAUACGAAACGCCACCUACAGCAAAACCUCACCCCUGCGUUGUGAGCGUAACCCCUGCUCUGUGGACAACAAGGUGUGCUCUCAGGCCCCUAACUCCAUCUCCCACCACUACCUGUCUGUUGUAUCCAACCUGUCAGCACCACGCACCAUGUUCCGUGUGUCGGCCCUCCGCCUCAUGGGCGACACGUUGCGUUUCUCCCUGCUGGGCCGCGGGCAGGCCAGACGCCACUUUACAGUGCAGCGGUCGGACCGCCAGACAGGCCAGCUGGUGCUGGGGAGCCCGGUGCAAGGACCUGCUACACUGGAGGCAGAGGUGGAGAUGACCGAGCUGGAGAAAGGGGUCCAGCUGGGCCGGUACAUCACCAAGAUCACCAUGUUCAUCUCCCAGUACGAGUUCUAGAUCACCAUGUUCAUCUCCCAGUACGAGUUCUAGAUCACCAUGUUCAUCUCCCAGUACGAGUUCUAGAUCACCAUGUUCAUCUCCCAGUACGAGUUCUAGAUCACCAUGUUCAUCU